AAAAUUAUGUACAUACAUUAGGAGUUCAAAAUUAUAUUUCUUACAUGAGGAAAUCAGUACAAAGUACGGAAUAGCCGGCGAUAUAAAUACAAUGAAAAAGCGCGGUAGAUGACUGUGCGUGCUAGAUGAUAAUGCACGAUCGGUUCAUCGAUUCAGUUGCUUCGAGGGUAAAAUUGAACGGUGAAAUCUUGUAUAAUAAAAUUGGCGAAUUACAAAACUGUUAGUACUGUGCCUACUGCGCCUAUCAUGGGUCUCUUACAGGAUAUAUCGCAUUAUUGGACAGAACAAUUGGAUCCACGAGUGGCUGAUUUACUAUUCGUCGCUUCUUCCUAUCAAGUACCACUUAUAAUAUUUGCAUAUUUAUACUUCGUACUCGUCUGUGGGCCUCGAUUCAUGAAGAACAAGUCGCCAUAUUCAUUGGAGACGUUUAUGAAAUUAUAUAACAUAGUCCAAAUUGUGGGAAACGGAUGGUUAUUAUAUGAUUGUAUUAACGUUGUUUGUGAAAAAUGCAUAUUACUAUUUCCUGUUGAAAAUAUUAGACUGUGUCGAGACGGGUAUAUUUAUAUUAAGAAAGAAGGACAAUCAGGUGUCCGUUCUACAUUUAUACCAUCAUGUAUCUACCUUAUUUUUAACGUGGGCAGGCGUAAGAUAUUAUAUUGUCGUUCCCAUGAUAUUUAUAAGCAUGCUAAACAUCUUUAUACACACCAUAAUGUACACAUACUACUUCCUAGCGGCCUACGGACCAAAUGUUCAAAAAGCUAUUGCACCUAUGAAACGAUGGAUAACUAUAGCACAAAUGGUGCAAUUUGUUGUGAUAAUUUUGUAUACAUCACAUCCACUCAUACUAGGUUGCAAGGUAGUGAAUAAUUGGAUUAUUAUAAUAUUUAUUAUAGAUGUCUUGAUAAAUUUCUAUUUAUUUUAUAAUUUUUAU
This is a messenger RNA of Pogonomyrmex barbatus (red harvester ant), 931 nucleotides long. RefSeq names its product very long chain fatty acid elongase AAEL008004-like. Gene Ontology annotation, biological process: sphingolipid biosynthetic process; fatty acid elongation, polyunsaturated fatty acid; fatty acid elongation, monounsaturated fatty acid. The record is from RefSeq and is a predicted model, not a curated record. Gene Ontology annotation, molecular function: fatty acid elongase activity. Gene Ontology annotation, cellular component: endoplasmic reticulum membrane. NCBI's taxonomy places the organism in Eukaryota, Metazoa, Arthropoda, Insecta, Hymenoptera, Formicidae.